AUGUCAGCUGGGCCUGGACUUGAGUCUCUUGUAGAUCAGACAAUUUCAGUUAUUACAAAUGAUGGACGGAAUAUAGUGGGAGUCCUGAAAGGUUUUGACCAAGCAACAAAUAUAAUUCUUGACGAGUCCCAUGAACGAGUUUAUUCUACAAAGGACACUGUAAAACAAACUAAAGCCUUUCAUUUGGGGUUGCGAAGUCUAUUGCUUGGUUGUCUCCUGAAGCCCCAUUGUGACUUCGCUAAUCCUGUAAUAGGUGGAAUGGAAGGUGUACAACAACUUGUUCUUGGUUUAUACAUCAUCAGGGGUGACAACAUAAGUGUUGUUGGUGAACUGGAUGAAGAUCUGGAUUCUAGUCUGGAUUUAUCAAAACUUAGAGCGCAUCCCUUGAAACCUGUAAUCCAUUGA
Messenger RNA from Sphenostylis stenocarpa, 405 nucleotides. The record is from the annotation of a GenBank genome assembly. Lineage: Eukaryota; Viridiplantae; Streptophyta; Magnoliopsida; Fabales; Fabaceae.